AUGCCAUCCUCCGCCAUGGAAAAGUUUCUGCGCGAAUGGCGGCAGGAUGCCCUUAACAAGGCGCAGCACGACUCGGCCAUCUUCAUCGGCGACAAACUGCUCGCCAUGACCAAUGACGACGAAGACGCUUUCUGGCUUGCCCAAGUCCACUUUGCUACCGGCAACUAUACUCGCGCGCACGCCUUCCUCGUCAAGCAAGACCUCAUCAACAGGAACCCGUCAUGCCGAUACCUCGCCGGACACUGCCUCAUCAAGCAGUCGCGGUUCGAAGAAGCCCUGGCGGUCCUCGGCGAGCGAAACCCGACGCACCUCAUCGCCAACGGCCACAGCAACAAGCGCAAGUCGCAGCAGCGGAGCACGCGCCGGCGGGACGAGGCCGCCGCGCAGGCCGACGAGGUCGAGGAGGCCAAGACGCGGCGCUUCGAGGCGGCCAUGUGCUUCCUGCGCGGCAUCUGCUACGCCAAGCAAAACGCCUUUGACCGGGCCAAGGAGUGCUACAAGGACGCGGUGCGCAUCGACGUGCAGUGCUUCGAGGCCUUCCAGCAGCUCAUGAAGAACUCGCUGCUCUCGCCCGACGAGGAGUGGCAGUUCAUCGACAGCCUCAACUUUGACGCCAUACAGACGGAGCCUGACGUCUCGGCCUCGCAGGAGGCAGCCGAGUUCACAAAGAUGCUGUACACGACGAGGCUGUCCAAGUACAGGAACCCGACCAUCUUCCAGACGGCGUACGACUCGCUCUCGACGCACUACAAGUUGGGGGAGAACCCGGACCUGCAGCUGGCCCGCGCGGACCAGCUGUACACGCAAUGUCGCUACGGGGAGGCGCUCGAGGUGACCAAGGCCGUGAUUGACGGCGACAAGUACAACUUCAACAUAUACCCCGUGCACCUGGCGUGUCUCUACGAGCUGAAGAAGAAGAAUGAGCUGUUUCUGGUGGCGCACGACCUGGCAGACACGCACCCGGAGGAGCCGUGCACGUGGCUGGCCGUGGGAAUCUACUAUUUCGCGAUUGAUAAGGUUGCGGAAGCAAGACGAUACUUCAGCAAGGCGAGCAUGAUGGACGCGCAUUUUGGGCCGGCAUGGAUCGGCUUUGCACACACCUUUGCCGCCGAAGGCGAACAUGACCAAGCCAUCUCUGCCUACUCGACAGCCGCACGACUGUUUAUGGGGACACACCUACCACAAGUGUUUCUAGGCAUGCAAAACCAUGCACUGAACAAUAUGUCUCUGGCGGAAGAGUUUUUGAAGACGGCCUAUGGACUAUGCAAAAACGACCCUUUGCUGCUCAACGAGUUGGGCAUCGUCAGGUACCAUCAAGAUCGGCCUAAAGAGGCUGCGCAGUUCUUCCAAGCAGCUCUCGAAAUAGCCAGUGACAACGGAAGCGAGCCGGCAGCCUGGGUAGCAGCCAGAACAAACCUGGCACACUCGUAUCGACGCCUGCGUCUCUUCAAAGAGGCCUUGGAGCAGUUUGACGAGGUCCUGCGGAUGGGCGGCAAAGACGCGGCCGUCUUCAGCGCCAAGGGCUUGAUCCUGCUCGAGCUGGACCGACCCGAAGACGCGGCCGUGGUGCUUCACGAGGCGCUGGCCAUCAACCCGCAGGACAGCAUCGCGACGGAGCUCCUCAACAAGGCGCUGGACGAGUCCACGCUGGAGGACGCCGAAGAGGACGAGUCGGAGGGCAUGCUGUACUUUGAGCAGCAGCUGCAGCAGCGAAAGGCGGAGGCGUCGGAGAAGAUCAAUGGCCGGCGGACCGGGCGCAACAUGAUGGACAAGGGCAAGGGGCGGGCUUUUGGCAACAGGCGUAGGACGACGCUGUUGGAGGACGACGACGGGGAGGCGGGGACGAGCUUGAUGGAUAUGACGGAUGAUGAAUAG
Cordyceps fumosorosea ARSEF 2679 is the source of this 1875-nucleotide messenger RNA. RefSeq names its product anaphase-promoting complex subunit Cut9. Lineage: Eukaryota; Fungi; Ascomycota; Sordariomycetes; Hypocreales; Cordycipitaceae. The record is from RefSeq and is a predicted model, not a curated record. Gene Ontology annotation, molecular function: protein binding. The transcript is spliced from 2 exons. Gene Ontology annotation, biological process: cell division. Bases 1 to 1875 code for a protein of 624 amino acids.